Exophiala mesophila is the source of this 1503-nucleotide messenger RNA. RefSeq lists its product as uncharacterized. The transcript has a single exon. The record is from RefSeq and is a predicted model, not a curated record. NCBI's taxonomy places the organism in Eukaryota, Fungi, Ascomycota, Eurotiomycetes, Chaetothyriales, Herpotrichiellaceae. Bases 78 to 1430 code for a protein of 450 amino acids.
GAAGUUCAUCAAGCUUGAAGCCACACAGAACUGACAAACACAUUCUUGCAACCGCUGCCCUUGUCGCGAAUCUGGCUAUGAGCACGACUAUUCCACGGCGAGCAGGCUUCGUCUGCCGCUCUUGCCAGAAGAGCCUCGCCUCCAAACCUCAACAAAACAGAUAUCUGAGCUCAUUCCUCUCCUCAAAGCCGCAACCUCAACACCCUCCCAGACGGCAGGGAAGCGCUGUCCUUUCAUCCUUCCGUCGCAACUAUGCAGCAAAAUCAGCAGGUGCAUCGCGGAGGAUAAUCUCAUCUCAACCUACGACUAUAACCGAGAAUGUUGAAGCUGAAGAAGAGGAUGAAGUCGAGGGCGUGGAAGAGAACGCGACCGAACUACUCAAGUUUGAUACCCUGAGCCCACCGGCCGUCCUCAGAUCAAUCCAGAGGGACGUUGCCAACAUUACCUCUUCGACAAGAGUGCCUUCCGAAAGUACCAUCAGCAUCCUUCUUGAUCUCAUGUUCCAGUUCUCCAACAUCCUCGUCUUCGGCAUCAACAAGGGACCAUCAGAAGUUGAAACCAAGGAAGGAGAAGACCUCGCGGACUCGGUAUUGCGCGACCUGGCGGAAGGUAAAUCAGACGAGAAGGUGUUCAUCCCUGACCGAGAAAUAUCUCAGGCGUUUCGUGACAAGGCUGCCAACACAGUUGCGGAGCUGGCUUGGACAUUGAUGAGAGAUCCCAAAAUCUUCAUCACUGAAGACCUGUUGAACAUUUAUACCCGGGUGCAGUGUCUACUAGGCAAGCCUGAAUACCUGCCCGAGAUCUUCAAUCUCUAUGCAACCAAGAAGGUCCCUAUUGCCGACAGCUCGCCCGUGCGAUACUCUGAACCCUGGUCGAAGAUGCCUCGAUAUGCGGUCCCUCUGCAAAUCGCAGAGUCGGCACUGGAAGCAGCCAUCUUGAAGAAGAACCUUCCUCUCGCAUUGGCCGUGAUCGACACAACGGUCGCGACGCCAGCGUUUCGAAAUAAGAAACUCUUGCUCAAAGCCUCCCUCCCAAUCGCAGGCGUAUCUGCUCUGCCGGUACUCGCGUACGGAGCGGCAUCAUGGAUGGCUGCGAAUCAGAACACGAUGGAUUACGAGAUGUCCAAAUGGACGGCCAUGGCAUGCGCCGCAGCGUAUAUUGGAACUCUGUCCACGAUUGGCUUUGUGGCAAUCACAACAUCAAACGAUCAAAUGGAACGUGUCGUAUGGCGGCCGGGGACGAGUCUAAAUUCGAGGUGGAUCCGUGAAGAGGAACGAGAGUUCUUUGACCGCCUUGCCCUCGCUUGGGGUUUUCAGAAUAAAUCUCGGUGGGGAGAGGAACAGGGACAGGACUGGCAGGUGCUGCGAGACGAAUGUGGCUGCAGAAGCAUGGUGCUCGACAAGACGGACUUGAUGGAGGGUAUGCAGUAAGAAGCCUACAGGUUAAAUUACAUUGCAAGUCGACAGGUAGUGUAGUCGGCAAGAUUUCACAUUGUAUUUUUAC